UAAAUAGAAAAAAAAAGAAGUAGCUUUGCUUUACCCAAUCCCCCAUAUCACUCAGGUGAGGUAAACACUCACCGUUUGUUCCGGUCAACCAGAUCUCCAUCGGUAUAUUCAAAAUCAUUCUCAAUUCUUCUUCUAUUGCCUUUUACGAUCCAGCUCUGCAUUCCUGUCGGCUUUUACGAAAAGUUAUCGGCGACGGCAACAUGACAUCGACGGCCGAUGAAUUCUCUAAGCUUAACAUUACUGCCGAUUCGGAUUCCAUUCCUCCCAAUUUACACAAAAACCUAUCUCAUCUCUCCUCUCAACAGGUAGAAUUGGCGAAAGUGUUGAUAGAGAUGGGGCAAACUCACUUGUUUCAGCAUUGGGCGGAACCUGGAGUUGAUGAUGAUGAGAAGCGAGCUUUCUUUGAUCAGAUUGCUAAACUUAAUUCAAGUUACCCUGGGGGGUUGGCAGCAUACAUUAACACUGCUAGGAAGCUUUUAGCUGAUUCAAAGGCUGGAAAAAACCCGUAUGAUGGUUUUACACCUUCGGUUCCAUCUGGAGAGGUUCUGAAAUAUGGUGAUGAUAAUUUUGUUCAAUUUGAGGAGGCUGGCAUCAAAGACGCACGGAAGGCUGCAUUUGUGCUUGUUGCUGGAGGCCUCGGAGAGCGUCUUGGGUACAAUGGGAUAAAGGUGGCCCUUCCUAGAGAAACAACUACAGGGACAUGCUUCUUACAACAUUAUAUCGAAUCUAUUCUUGCUUUGCAAGAAGCCAGUUGCAGCCUUGCCGGAGGCGACUGCCGAGCAGAGAUUCCUCUGGCUAUUAUGACAUCAGAUGACACACAUUUACGUACUCUGGAGCUCUUAGAGAAAAAUUCUUAUUUUGGAAUGAAACCCACACAAGUGAAACUGCUUAAGCAGGAAAAAGUUGCUUGUUUAGAUGAUAAUGAAGCACACCUUGCUUUGGAUCCCCGUAAUAAAUAUAGAAUUCAGACAAAACCUCAUGGCCAUGGUGACGUCCAUUCACUUCUUUACUCAAGUGGCCUUCUUAAAAUUUGGCAUGAUGCAGGCUUAAGAUGGGUCCUUUUUUUCCAGGACACCAACGGUCUACUUUUCAAGGCAAUUCCCGCAGCACUAGGCGUCAGUACAACAAAACAAUACCAUGUCAAUUCUCUCGCUGUUCCUCGGAAAGCAAAAGAAGCCAUUGGUGGCAUUACCAAGCUUACUCAUCAAGAUGGGCGAACGAUGGUGAUUAAUGUGGAAUAUAACCAGCUUGAUCCAUUGCUUAGAGCAUCUGGAUAUCCUGAUGGCGAUGUCAAUUCUGAAACAGGCUAUUCACCUUUUCCUGGAAAUAUAAAUCAAUUGAUCUUUGAAAUUGGCCCAUACCUUGAAGAGCUCACAAGAACAGGAGGUGCGAUCUCGGAGUUUGUUAACCCUAAGUACAAAGAUGCUACCAAAACUACUUUUAAGUCCUCAACUCGUCUUGAAUGCAUGAUGCAAGAUUAUCCUAAAACGCUACCUCCCACAGCUAGAGUUGGAUUCACUGUGAUGGAUGCUUGGCUUGCUUAUGCACCCGUGAAAAACAACCCAGAAGAUGCUGCCAAGGCUGGUGUUAAGGUAGAUGAUCCGGUUAUCCAAGUAUUUAAUGGGCAGGAGGUAGAGGUAUGGUCUCGAGUUGUAUGGAAGCCGAAAUGGGCGCUUACUUUCUCAGAAGUAAAACGUAAAGUGAGUGGAAACUGCUCUAUUUCACAAAGGUCUACAAUGGCGAUCAAGGGGAGUAAUAUUGCCCUUGAGGAUCUUUCCCUGGAUGGAGCUCUCAUUGUAGAGGCUGUUGAUGGUGCCGAGGUUAAAGUGGGAGGUCCCGUGCAGAACAAGGGUUGGACAAUUGAAAAUGUCGACUAUAAGGAUACUUCAAUACCAGAAGAAAUAAGAAUCAGGGGUUUCAAAUUCAACAAGGUAGAGCAGUUGGAGAAAACAUAUACCGAGCCCGGUAAAUAUUCUUUGAAGCCAUAAGAUUGACACAUUCCAUACUCAGUUGGAAGAUUUUGAGCUCAAGCUCUGAAAGCUUGGCUAAACUGUUGAUAUUUAUAGCAGAUUUUGUUGCUUAGUUUAUGUUUCAGUCUUCUUGUAACAUUGUGACAUAGGUGAUGUCUGUUCUUUCCCCUCCAAUCAUUUGUAACUUAGUUAAUGGUUGAAACAUUUAGAAACAGAAUAAGGUCAUUGGUUGGUAUUUAUUUAGUAAUAAGGUCUUUUCGAAGUCUUGGCGAUUGGCUAAUGA
Solanum pennellii is the source of this 2253-nucleotide messenger RNA. RefSeq names its product UDP-sugar pyrophosphorylase. Gene Ontology annotation, molecular function: UDP-N-acetylglucosamine diphosphorylase activity. Bases 201 to 1988 code for a protein of 595 amino acids. Gene Ontology annotation, biological process: UDP-N-acetylglucosamine biosynthetic process. The record is from RefSeq and is a predicted model, not a curated record. The transcript is spliced from 16 exons. Lineage: Eukaryota; Viridiplantae; Streptophyta; Magnoliopsida; Solanales; Solanaceae.